AAUUUGAAAUAUGGAAGAAGCGCGUUAUUUCGAACUCCAGUAAAGACGUUAGAGAACUUGUAACUUAAAAGAUAUACUUUAGGCGAUUAUUUAUCACAUUAAAUUAAAUAUAGUCGAUAUAAAUGCAAGAAACACAUGUAUUAUAAUGAGUGAAGUUUAUUUUUGAUUUGAACAGUGUUAAAAAUUUUAUGUUAUAGUAGUUAAGAUAUUUAUGUUGCAGUAAAAUGUCGGUUAGUCCCAGAUCAAACUUCUUGCGAGUGGCAGGGAGAGAUGAUGCCGAUUUCUUAUUGGAAUUAAUGGAACAACAUAAUUCAAAAACUUCAUAUUUUAAUAUUGAAGAAAUUUUACCAUCUUUGAAUAAAGCACAGUUACAAGAAGUAUUUCAGACUGUCUAUUGUAUCUGUGAAAAACAUAUUGUAAAUGCUUUGGCAGCUGGUGAAAAUAAUGAUGAACAAGCUCUUUGUUCUGAAGAGGAGUCUGAAAAAGCAAAAAAAGUUAUUGACACUGUUGUAAGUUUGGCAAAGAUGGUUAUUGUAUUAGAAUUACAUAUUCCAGAACAGUUGAUUCAAUGUGUAGUACUUCUUCAUGGAAUAUUACCAGGUUUUUCAGAUAAUCAUGAUCAGAUAAAGAACAAAAUAUCACAGUUAUGUGAAUUAUGGUUUACUAAAAAUCUUGAAGAAAAGGAAAUUAUUUACAGCAAUUCUAUUGUAUAUUUAUUACAGAGGAGCUUAAGAUCUAAAGCAUUGAAACAUGAUGUAAAACGAGUAUGGAAUAUGAAAGAAGGUUUAAUUGAUAUUUUUGAUAAAGAAGAUGAAAAUAAAGAAACUAUAUUAUCAUGUUUAGAAAAAUGUGCUAUAUCACAAAUGUAUUUGAAUGUAGAAGAGACAAAUAAUUAA
Messenger RNA from Centruroides sculpturatus (bark scorpion), 896 nucleotides. RefSeq names its product condensin-2 complex subunit G2-like. Gene Ontology annotation, cellular component: nucleus; condensin complex. Lineage: Eukaryota; Metazoa; Arthropoda; Arachnida; Scorpiones; Buthidae. The transcript is spliced from 6 exons. The record is from RefSeq and is a predicted model, not a curated record. Bases 225 to 896 code for a protein of 223 amino acids. Gene Ontology annotation, biological process: mitotic sister chromatid segregation.